CAGAGCUCGAUCCUUAGGGCUAGCGUGAUCCCAACCGUCUCCUACAUUUCUUAUGACAAACUCUACCGCAGCGACUCCAGAAAUCGGCGCACACUGCGCUCUAGCCUCCUGCAACCUCAACGACUUUCUUCCUAUCAAAUGCCGCUGCGAACAACUCUACUGUCGGGACCACAUCUCACCUGAAUCUCACUCUUGUCCUGCAAUCCAAACGGCUGGCACAGAUCUAAAUAAUUUAUCAGUGCCUUCAUCUACAGAGAAGCUCGAAAGAUGUGCUGCUUCUGGAUGCAACAAACCUAGCCUGGAAGCUUUCGUCUCGGAGUCCUCGAGAGCUGACGCUUCUGGACGCAAGGCAGCAGUAUGCCCGAGGUGUAAAGAGGCCUUUUGUGCAACUCAUCGUGAAGCCUCCGCUCACGCCUGUAAAGCAGAAGAUCCCGCGGCCAGUUCUACAUCUAAGAAUGCUGCGGCUCGAGCAUUACUUGAGAAACAUUUCCCCUCGAUAUCCUCCGGUUCCACGCUUCUCAACUCGAAAGCAAAUUCUCGCAUCACUUCUGCAUCAAAGACACCUCUCAAUCCGAAGAAAGCUGACCACAUGCGAAAAGUACAGGUAAUGAAAAUGCGUCACAAAGCUCAACCUGGCGAUCCACGAGACAAGGGAAAAUACGUUGCGAUGGAUGACAAGAUACAUCUCCACGUCUCUGUCAACAAUAGCGACAACGAGGGCUCGUUUUGGUUUCGCAAGACCAUCUCCACGGGAAAGGCUUUGGACCUUCUCGUUUCGCACUUCACCGCUAUCGAUUAUGAGAAACCCUCUUUGGUCAGAUAUACGGACGGAGAUCCCGGUAUAUUACGAAACGACAAGACUCUCGGCGAACAACUUACAGACGGUGAUAACAUUGGGCUCAUUCCCUAGUCAUGCGCUCAACGUAUUACACCUUUUUGGCUGUAUUGUUAUUUCUUUUGAUCUUCAAUACUGCUCGCCUACCCCCAGAACUAGUGCUCUCGCCAUUAAUGCCUCGGUCGCUUGAUGGCGUUUACACUCUUGUUCGUUUUGUUCAGGACAUACGCCAGUUAGCAAUUGGAUUGACGCUGCUAAACCGCGUUUUGUGGAGUGGACCGCAGUACACAUAUGACUGUGUUCUGAUCGUUGUCCGAGAUGCCAUAUUUCUGAAGCCCCUUUCUCCAUAGAAGGAUAACGUAUGGCAUCCAUUUCUACAAUGAUGCAAUUGUACCUUUUUCUAGAGUCAGUACAGGGUGCUGGCGUGUGCCAUCCGUGCUUCAAUAUAACGUAUAGGUAUCGUUUCACCAAAAAACCUUGCGCGAACCACGACGUUCAUGAAGACUUCAUCAACAAACACAAGUGCCUAGA
Somion occarium is the source of this 1366-nucleotide messenger RNA. NCBI's taxonomy places the organism in Eukaryota, Fungi, Basidiomycota, Agaricomycetes, Polyporales, Cerrenaceae. The record is from the annotation of a GenBank genome assembly.